AAUUAUAGAGAAUAAGACCAUCACAGUAUCUUUUAUCACAACACAACACUCUGACGGAACCAGAAAACAAGAAGCAACAAUGGCAGCAAUAGCUGGAAUUAACCUCUCAACUCCCAGAGUGAUGGCAAAGAUGACAGAAUCCCCAAGAGCUUUGGCUGCCAAGUCACCAUGGCUGAACAACCCAUGGAAAAGGCCCAGUCACUUUAGAUUCGGACGCAUGCAAUUGCAGCCGCCGAGAGCUGCCCCAGAGAGCAUUUCAGAAAAGGUGGAAGAAAGCAUCAAGACUGCAGAGGAAGCCUGCCAGGGUGACCCUACAAGCAGCGAGUGUGUGGCAGCUUGGGACGAGGUCGAGGAACUCAGUGCAGCCGCUAGCCAUGCCAGAGACAAGAAGAAAGAAUCAGACCCUUUGGAGACUUACUGUAAGGACAACCCAGAGACCGUCGAGUGCCGCACUUACGAAGAUUGAAAUGCAUAUAGUGCUAUGCUUUUCUAAUUUAUAAGUUCUCUUAGUCAUUUAUGUAAAAUUGGAGGUCUUCUGAUAUACGAUACAUGUUGAAAGAUAAUAUUAGUGUUUUAUUCUAAGUAAUCUUUCUUAUUAUUA
Messenger RNA from Mangifera indica (mango), 601 nucleotides. RefSeq names its product calvin cycle protein CP12-2, chloroplastic-like. Gene Ontology annotation, biological process: negative regulation of reductive pentose-phosphate cycle. Gene Ontology annotation, cellular component: chloroplast. NCBI's taxonomy places the organism in Eukaryota, Viridiplantae, Streptophyta, Magnoliopsida, Sapindales, Anacardiaceae. The coding region runs from base 80 to 466 and encodes 128 amino acids. The record is from RefSeq and is a predicted model, not a curated record. The transcript has a single exon.